Penicillium subrubescens is the source of this 1159-nucleotide messenger RNA. RefSeq names its product NifU family protein. Lineage: Eukaryota; Fungi; Ascomycota; Eurotiomycetes; Eurotiales; Aspergillaceae. The record is from RefSeq and is a predicted model, not a curated record. Gene Ontology annotation, molecular function: iron ion binding; iron-sulfur cluster binding. Gene Ontology annotation, biological process: iron-sulfur cluster assembly. The coding region runs from base 59 to 1033 and encodes 324 amino acids. The transcript has 3 exons. Gene Ontology annotation, cellular component: mitochondrion.
CACUCCGCUGUACAUACCGGAAUUUGCAUCGCGUAUUGUGAUUUAGCAAGAUUCAGAUAUGUCUGUCAGAGCCACAUCAACCAACAUGCUCCGGCGAGCGCUCGCCGGUGCUCGUUCGGCUACAUCCGUUUCCGAGGCUUGCACCCGAUCUGCCAGGCCUGCGGCAUUCAACGCAUACCGAAAUGUGUCCAGCGCCUCGCGCCUGCCUACCCUCACAGCGUCAGAGACUCGCCGUCGGCCGACGGUGCGGCCCCACCAGCAGCCUGUGGUUCAGAAUAGAGUCAACGGCAUGUCUCCGACCAGCAAGCGGACGAUCUUUAUUCAGACGGAGAACACACCCAACCCUGAUGCAUUGAAAUUCAUUCCUAACCACCGCGUCCUUCCCGAGGACUUCCCGACCACUUUCCUCGAAUACCUCUCCCCUCGCUCUACACUCUCCCCACCACACCCUUCCCCUCUCGCUGCUAAGCUUCUCGAUGUCGAGGGUGUUACCUCCGUCUUCUACGGCGCUGACUUCAUCACCGUAACCAAGGCUAGCGACGCGCAGUGGGCGCACAUCAAGCCCGAGAUCUUCAGCCUGAUCACACAAGCCGUGACAGCCGGCGAGACCAUUGUGACGACCGUGGAGAGUGAUGGCUCCGAGAGCACGCAGGAGGGUGGUGUGAGCGACUCUCUCACUUAUGAUGAGAACGAUGAUGAGGUUGUGAGCAUGAUCAAGGAACUGCUGGAGACACGCAUUCGUCCUGCGAUUCAGGAGGACGGCGGUGAUAUUGAGCUGCGGGGCUUUGAGGAUGGUAUUGUCAUGUUGAAGCUGCGGGGCGCAUGCCGGACUUGCGACUCGAGCACUGUGACGCUGAAGAAUGGCAUUGAGUCAAUGCUGAUGCACUACAUCGAGGAGGUCAAGGGUGUUGAGCAGGUCAUGGAUCAGGAGGAGGAGAUUUCUAUGCAUGAGUUUGCCAAGUUCGAGGAGAAGUUGCGCCAGCAAAAGGGUGCUGCUGCCACAGCUAGCAGCUCGCUCGACAACGCGCCAUAAGGGAUCUGCUCACCUGGGCCAAUGCGUGAUAUUCUUCGAAUUUCAAAUUUGCAAAGUCGCAGCAUGGCUUCUCGAAAAUCUGUAUAUUAGUCUAUCCUCACAUCCAAUACAGCUUGUUAAUGCAUC